AAUUCGUAGUAUUUUUAAAGUGUCUUCCCAUUGCUAUGAAGAGGCAUGGCAGCCCGCUGAAGAACCUCAGGAGCAAGUGCGAUGAUCAGAUCGGGGAGCCCCACUUGGUUAGGCCCUCGCCACGUGUCAGCAGGCGAUUGGCGGAACCGCAGCCGAAGAAAUGUGUGCUCUAUAGCACGGACGGUGAGAAGUCGGCUGUGAUCUGCAACUUUGAGAAACGUGGCUGGCAACAGGUGCCGUCGGUCAACGGGGAAUGGAACUUCUACUGGGCCUGCACCCAAACCUGUCGCUACAUCUUUGGCAUCGAUCAGCCCUAUCGCAUGCGAUCCGACCAAAUCAUUAACCACUUCCCCAACUCGAUGGAGCUGUCGCGAAAGGAUCUGCUGAUCAAGAACAUCAAGCGCUAUCGCAAGGAUCUGGAGCGCAAGGGCGAUCCCUUGGCCCAGACCUUCUCGCACACCAUGAAACUGGGCAUAGGGGGCACGCGCUACAUGCACCUGGAUAUCGUACCGAUGACCUUUAUCCUGCCCACCGACUACAACCUGUUCGUGGAAGAAUUCCACAAGAAUCCGGCCAGCACGUGGAUCGUCAAGCCCUGCAGCAAGUCGCAGGGCAACGGAAUUUUUCUGAUCAACAAGCUCUCCAAGCUGAAGAAGUUCGCCUACGAGGCGCGCACCUUCUACCCAUUGCUGAGCCGCAACACCAGUGUCAUCUCCAAGUACAUAGACAAUCCCCUGCUCAUCGGCGGCAAGAAGUUCGAUCUGCGCCUGUUCGUGCUGGUGACCACGUUUAAUCCCCUAAAAGCCUACCUCUACAACGAGGGGUUCUGUCGCUUUUGCACGGAAAAGUAUGACCACACGGACAUCAACAACGUUUUCAUGCAUCUGACCAAUGUUAGCAUUCAGAAGACGAACCAAGAGUACAAUUCGAUUCAUGGCGGCAAGUGGCCUGUCCAGAAUCUUUGGCUCUACCUGGAUAGCCUGCGAGGCGGAGGCGUCUCACAAAUUCUCUGGCAGCGCAUCUCCGAGACGAUACGCCAUUCCCUGGACGCAGUGGCCCCAGUGAUGUCCAACGAUCGGCACUGCUUCGAGGUCUAUGGGUAUGACAUCAUCAUAGACAAAAACCUGAAGCCCUGGCUGAUCGAGAUCAACACCUCGCCAUCGAUGCACGCGACCACUCCAAACGAUCGCAUGCUCAAGUCUCGCCUAAUAGACAAUGUCCUAGACGUGAUUGUGCCUCCCGGUGGCAUUCCCGACGAUCACUGGGACAAGUCGCCCGAUCCCAGUCUACUCACCAAUUUCACUGUGCUGAAGCCCGUCGUGAGGAAGAAGGAUGCGCCAGCACCCCCGCCCACGGUAUCGCCUCAUGGGAAUUCCCUAAAGAAGCGCAGAAUCCAUUCAGCCAAGAAGAAGCGCACCCCCGUAGCCCCCCCGGUGGUCCAAGCUGCUGCAGAGCAGACCGACGAUGAGGAGGAGGGACCCAUCAAAAGCAGCAAGCUUCCAAUGCAACGGGCUACGGCACAGGCGCCACCCAUCGUCAAGACUAGGAUCAUCCACCGGUGAAUAUACGAUAUAUGUAUG
Molecule: messenger RNA, 1580 nt
Organism: Drosophila persimilis
Lineage: Eukaryota; Metazoa; Arthropoda; Insecta; Diptera; Drosophilidae
Gene: TTLL1A
Product: probable tubulin polyglutamylase TTLL1
Exons: 4
Coding region: 36-1562 (508 amino acids)
Biological process (GO): protein polyglutamylation; microtubule cytoskeleton organization
Cellular component (GO): cilium
Molecular function (GO): tubulin-glutamic acid ligase activity; tubulin binding
Source: RefSeq, a predicted model, not a curated record